This is a messenger RNA of Gopherus evgoodei (Goodes thornscrub tortoise), 2767 nucleotides long. It is a transcript of the gene ZNF821, whose product is annotated as zinc finger protein 821. The record is from RefSeq and is a predicted model, not a curated record. The coding region runs from base 1258 to 2502 and encodes 414 amino acids. The transcript has 8 exons. NCBI's taxonomy places the organism in Eukaryota, Metazoa, Chordata, Testudines, Testudinidae.
GCCCUCUGCCGAGGGAAGGACCCUCUGCUCCUGGGCCAGGGAAACAUGUCCCGUCGGAAACAGACCACUCCUAAUAAAGUUCAUUUGAACAAGAUCUUCUAUUUCUGCAAUAUCUGAUUCUAUCACCAUGUCUCAGAGGAGACCAUCAUAUGAACAUGCUGCCAGCUGGUAUGAAGCUAAUAUACAGGCUCUGGUAUCCGUCUAGGGAGAGGCACUCUGGUACCAAUUGAACUUCUUCACACACAACACGUUAAUGUAUGACCAGGUAUCUGAGCAGCUGUUUGAUGUGGGCAUCACCAGGAGAAGCAAGUGUUGCCACAAGAAGAAAAAGGGACUGAAACGCCUAUGCAACAUGACCCAGGACAAUAACAGUCUCUCCAGCUCAGGAUGGAAAACUGACCCCUUUUAUAAUGAGCAGUACCGAACUGUCGGGACUCAUCCAUCCACCCAGCCUGUGGAGAGCCCAGGAGUGCCAUGCAGAGCACUUGUGAUGGACAAGGAGCAUCAGCUCCAAGAACUGGGUGAACUGUCGGUAUGAGGAAUCAGAAUGGGAGACAACAGGCGUAUUACUGGGUUCUCUUCCUGGGGACGGAGAUAGUUUGGGAGGAGGAGGAAUUGGGCCACAGUGCCCUUACAGCCAUAUGGACAUUCCCGAACAGGGAGGGGCAGGUGCAUUAGCUCCCCAGUGAGCAAGGUUCAGGUCCUGGAAAAGGAAGUGUGGAGAAGACCUGUGUGAACAGGGACUUUAGUCCCUCCUUGAACUUGUACGAGUAUUUAGAGGCUCCUCUCAGAACUCGUGUCGGCCGAGCCGAACAGGGGACUUAUGUAAGGCUCCUGCCAGAGUGCGAGAGAUGUGAAUGGAGGAGGCAGGGUCCCAGAGGGACAGGGCUCAGGAAAUACUCCCUGCCAAGUUGACACCAUCUGGUCGUAGCAGCCAUGCCUUCCCCUCCUGCCCAGCACCACGGAGGCCCUGUACCAUCACAGCCAUUCUCAGGCAUCCCCCUCUUUUACAAGACUGUGGAAAGGAGAACUGGAGCCCAAAAGAGAGAGACUAUCAGGACCUCCGCAUGCUCUCUCUCUAACUCUGGUGACUUGUUUUGGUAUUGCAGCAACCUGCAGCCUUGUUUGUAUUUAAUAAAGUUGUGGAAAAGCAUCUGUGAGUUCAGUACCAAGCAUACUGUCCUUUAUCCCCACAAGCCACUCCUCGUGCUCCUUUGUCAAAGGGCGUGCAACACCACCAACGCAGGAGCUAUAUGAAUGCAUACAAACAACGAGAGGAAAAUCCCACCACCCUGGACUGGGGAGCAAGUCUUCGCAGGGCUGGAGGAGCAAGCUCGCCAGGCCAUGAUGAAAAGUGACUUUACUGGAGCCUUUGGAGACCAGCGGCCAACAAUUCACCAGCUGCAGGAUCAGGACUCCAGCGGCAGUGACAGUGAGGGUGAGGAAGAGGAGACCACGCAGGAUGAAGUCUCUUCUCACACUUCUGAGGAGGAUGGCACCAUGGUGAAAGUGAAAACGGAAUUAGAAAAUGCAGAGCAGCCUGUAGCUGGAAACCAGCGGAUUGGAGAAAAUGAGGUGACUGAGGAGUUGAGUACAGCGCCCAUGCUGGGACUGUCGCAGUGCCCACUCUGCCAGCUGGAAUGUGGGAGCAGAGAGCAGCUCAUUGCUCAUGUGUACCAGCACACUGCGGCUGUGGUCAGCGCCAAGAGCUACAUGUGUCCGGUGUGUGGCAGAGCCCUCAGCUCCCCAGGGUCUCUGGGGCGACACCUCCUGAUCCACUCAGAGGACCAACUGUCAAACUGUGCAGUGUGUGGGGCACGCUUCACCAGCCAUGCCACAUUCAACAGUGAGAAACUGCCAGAAGUGCUUAGUACAGAUUCCCUGCCCACCCUGCACAGCGAGAGUCCUUCUGGUGCUGAGGAGAAGGACGUUGCCUUUAACACCCCUGUGUAUCCUGCGGGCAUCCUCCUAGUGUGCAACAACUGUGCUGCCUAUCGCAAGCUGCUGGAGGCACAGGCUCCUGGCGUGCGCAAGUGGGCGCUUCGCCGGCAGAACGAGCCACUAGAAGUGCGGCUCCAGCGCCUGGAGCGGGAGCGCACAGCCAAGAAGAGCCGGCGGGACAACGAGACGCCGGAGGAGCGGGAGGUGAGGCGCAUGCGGGACCGAGAGGCGAAACGCCUGCAGCGCAUGCAGGAGACAGAUGAGCAGCGGGCAAGGCGGCUGCAGAGGGACCGGGAGGCCAUGAGACUGAAACGUGCCAAUGAGACCCCGGAGAAGCGGCAGGCUCGGCUUAUCCGGGAGCGCGAGGCCAAGAGGCUGAAGCGGCGCCUAGAGAAAAUGGACAUGAUGCUUCGGGCCCAGUUUGGCCAGGACCCCUCUGCUAUGGCUGCUUUGGCAGCCGAGAUGGACUACUUCCAGCUGCCAGUGAGCAGCGUGGAGCUGGAAAGCCGACUGCUGGGCAAGAUGGCCUUGGAGGAGCAGAGCAACAGCACGCUGCAUUGAGCUGCAGCCCAACCACCGCCACGGGCCACUGGGCGCCAGCGCCUGGCCUCUGCUGCUCCCCAGCGGGAGGGAGGCUCACACUGCCUGACCCUUCCCGCCGCACUUCUCCCACAACAGGCCGACCUGGGCUGCUCCUGCACAUGGGAAUGGAGCUGAGAGGCGUCUGCUCAGGCAGCACUGGUGAGAGUGGGCUGUCAGGAUACAGUCUGCUCCAGUGGCCGAGCCACAGCCGAUGAACAGAGGGAAAAUAAAUUAAUUUUAUGUG